Messenger RNA from Pseudomyrmex gracilis, 1963 nucleotides. RefSeq names its product retinoblastoma-binding protein 5 homolog (gene Rbbp5). The coding region runs from base 527 to 1933 and encodes 468 amino acids. Lineage: Eukaryota; Metazoa; Arthropoda; Insecta; Hymenoptera; Formicidae. Gene Ontology annotation, molecular function: protein binding. The record is from RefSeq and is a predicted model, not a curated record. Gene Ontology annotation, cellular component: Set1C/COMPASS complex. The transcript has 7 exons.
AGUUAAUCAAAGAUGAUGGAAACGAGCGUAAGGAGUAAGACUUAGGUUCAUUCCACAAUGAGUUGCAAUGAGUUGUCUCUGUUAACGGCCCUUUAGUCAUCACAAUACCGAACCAAAACUAACCUUCUCUCUGGUUAAACAUAACCACGUCAAAACCAUCGCAACUCUGACUGAUUAUUGACGUAGCGCAAAAAGCUUUGAAAAAGCUGACAGUUGACGCAAUUUGUGCAGAGACUCAGUGAUCACAACAAUUACCGUUAAAUAUUACAUAAAAACAUAGUAAACACAAGUUGAUGAUACCGGUUUGAUGUUAAAAAGUUUCAUUUGAGACUGACGGUACAAUAAAGAAUGUUAAAGAACACAAAAACAAACAUGAGAUAGGGAUUUGUGUACAAAAUGCUUAUCAAUUAAAAACUAAGAGAUGAUGUGCUAAAAACAUAAAAAGUUCACAAAGUAGAGCUGAAGAAAGCUUUGUGAUAUCCAACUUUCUUCUUUCUGUACAAAGUGACAACAGUUGUCAAAAAAAAUGAAUUUGGAGUUAUUAGAAUCUUUUGGUCAAAACUAUCCAGAGGAAUUUGAUGGUACUUUAGACUCUCUGUCUUUUGCUGUGACUUGUACAUUUAAUAAAAGAGGAACACUGCUGGCUGUUGGAUGCAAUGACGGAAGAAUAGUAAUUUGGGAUUUUCUGACACGUGGUAUAGCCAAGAUUAUCAGUGCUCAUGUACAUCCUGUUUGUUCCUUAAGUUGGUCCAGAAAUGGUCAUAAGAUCUUGAGUGCUUCUACAGAUAAUAAUGUGUGCAUAUGGGAUGUUCUGUCUGGAGAAUGUGAUCAGAAAUAUAGAUUUCCUUCACCAAUACUGAAAGUACAGUUUAAUCCAAGAAAUUCUAAUAAGUUUUUGGUAUGUCCAAUACGCCAUGCUGCUGUUAUGGUUGAUGUUGAGGGAACACACAGAGUUCUACCACUUGAUGAAGAUAGUGACUUGAACAUAGUAGCAUCUUUUGAUCGACGUGGUGAAUAUGUUUACACUGGAAACGCCCGUGGCAGAGUUCUAGUACUUGAUGCCGAGACAUUGGCUGUAAAAGCUUCUUACAAAAUAACACAAGGAACUGCUAGUAACACGGCAGUAAAAAGUAUUGAGUUUGCGCGUCGCGGCUCGUGUUUCCUGGUUAGUACGUCUGACAGAGUGAUUCGCGUAUACGAUAGUACUGAGAUAUUGGCAUGUGGCAAGGACGGUGAACCCGAACCGAUUCAAAAAUUACAAGAUCUGGUAAAUAAAACAAUGUGGAAAAAAUGUUGUUUUUCGGGUGACGGUGAAUAUGUGUGCGCUGGAACAACAAGAACGCAUGCUCUUUAUAUUUGGGAAAAAAGUAUUGGAAAUUUACUAAAAAUCUUGCACGGUACUAAAGGCGAACUUUUACUCGAUGUUGUGUGGCAUCCGGUGAGGCCUAUAAUUGCGUCUGUGGCAUCGGGUGUGGUGUCUAUUUGGGCACAAAACCAGGUCGAGAAUUGGUCUGCAUUUGCACCAGAUUUCAAGGAACUAGAUGAAAACGUUGAAUACGAAGAAAGAGAGAGCGAAUUCGAUUUGAGUGACGAAGAUAAGUCCGUGGUACAAGGAGAAGAGACUCAGGAUGAAGAAAUAGAAGUUGAUGUUGCAUCAAUUGAUAAGGUCGCUGCAUUCUGCAGCUCCGAUGAAGAGACUGAAGAUGUCGGUUCUCUUCAAUUCCUACCCAUAUCUCCGGAUGUGGAGGAGUCCGAAGAUACUCAAAUAGCAUCUCAUGAACCGCCAACAAAAAAAUACCGUUCCCAUGAUAUAAAUUUACAAGGUGCACCGACUGACGAAACUCAUCCUCACGUUUUGUUAUUAACUAAGGGAAAAGAUAAACCAACAACAAAAAAGGGAAGACCGCGACUGGAGCACAGAAAGGGAAAAUGAUUUGCGAUGACAUGUAUUUUAAAUUUUCAC